AUGGUGCUCGGUGGGACAGACACAUCAUUACACGUCAUAGAAUUCGCGAUGGCCGAGCUAUUACACAACCCGGAUAUCAUGAAGAGAGCUCAACAAGAGCUUGAAAAAGUUGUGGGGAAAGACAAAGUAGUGGAGGAAUAUCACAUCUCUAAACUUCCAUACAUUCUCGCCAUUAUGAAAGAAACUCUAAGGCUGCACACGAUUGCUCCACUCCUUCUUGCUCACCGCCCUUCACAAACCACUGUGGUGGGCGGUUUUACCAUACCUAAAGAUUCAAAGAUUUUCAUAAAUGCGUGGGCGAUCCAUAGGAAUCCAAAUGUUUGGGAGGAUCCACUCAAGUUUGACCCUGACAGGUUUCUUGAUAAGUCUUGUGACUUCAAUGGAAAUGGGUUUAGUUAUCUACCGUUUGGGUCUGGUCGUAGGAUUUGUCCUGGAAUGGCUAUGGCCCAGAGGGUUGUUCUUUACAAUAUCGCUACAUUCUUGCAUUCUUUUGAUUGGGUAAUUCCCCAAGCAGAAAGAGUUGGGGUCGAGGAAACGUUUGGGAUCGUGUUGAAGCUGAAAAAUCCACUUGUUGCCACGCCCGUGCUAAGGUUGUCGGAUCCAAAUCUUUAUCUAUAG
This is a messenger RNA of Capsella rubella, 618 nucleotides long. RefSeq names its product cytochrome P450 76C1. The transcript has a single exon. The coding region runs from base 1 to 618 and encodes 205 amino acids. Gene Ontology annotation, molecular function: iron ion binding; oxidoreductase activity, acting on paired donors, with incorporation or reduction of molecular oxygen; monooxygenase activity. Lineage: Eukaryota; Viridiplantae; Streptophyta; Magnoliopsida; Brassicales; Brassicaceae. The record is from RefSeq and is a predicted model, not a curated record.